This is a messenger RNA of Phodopus roborovskii (desert hamster), 1499 nucleotides long. RefSeq names its product metabotropic glutamate receptor 1-like. NCBI's taxonomy places the organism in Eukaryota, Metazoa, Chordata, Mammalia, Rodentia, Cricetidae. The record is from RefSeq and is a predicted model, not a curated record. Bases 120 to 1499 code for a protein of 459 amino acids. Gene Ontology annotation, cellular component: postsynaptic density membrane. Gene Ontology annotation, biological process: G protein-coupled glutamate receptor signaling pathway; regulation of synaptic transmission, glutamatergic. The transcript has 5 exons. Gene Ontology annotation, molecular function: G protein-coupled receptor activity involved in regulation of postsynaptic membrane potential; adenylate cyclase inhibiting G protein-coupled glutamate receptor activity.
UCAAAGGCUCGAAGCUUGGAAAGGCGGCCGCGGACGUCUGGGUGGUUCGCGCUGGGAACCUGCAGGCAGGACUGGCGUGAGAACUCGGCUGGCCCGCGGUGUAUAACGUCUCCGCCACAAUGGUCCGGUUCCUCUUGGUUUUCUUCCCAAUAAUCUUUUUGGAGAUGUCCAUUUUGCCCAGAAUUCCCAAUAGAAAAGUAUUGCUGGCGGGUGCUUCGUCUCAGCGCUCUGUGGCCAGGAUGGACGGAGAUGUCAUUAUUGGAGCUCUUUUCUCAGUCCAUCACCAACCUCCAGCGGAGAAGGUACCCGAAAGGAAGUGUGGGGAGAUCAGAGAACAGUAUGGUAUCCAGAGGGUGGAGGCCAUGUUCCACACAUUGGAUAAGAUCAAUGCGGACCCAGUGCUCCUGCCCAACAUCACCCUGGGCAGUGAGAUCCGGGACUCCUGCUGGCACUCGUCCGUGGCUCUGGAACAGAGCAUCGAGUUCAUCAGGGACUCUCUGAUUUCCAUCCGAGAUGAGAAGGAUGGGCUGAACCGCUGCUUGCCAGAUGGCCAGACCCUCCCCCCAGGCAGGACUAAGAAGCCUAUAGCUGGAGUGAUCGGUCCUGGCUCCAGCUCUGUGGCCAUUCAAGUCCAGAAUCUUCUGCAGCUGUUUGACAUCCCACAGAUCGCCUAUUCUGCCACGAGCAUAGACCUGAGUGACAAAACUUUGUACAAAUACUUCCUGAGGGUGGUCCCUUCUGACACUUUGCAGGCAAGGGCCAUGCUUGACAUAGUCAAGCGUUACAAUUGGACGUAUGUCUCCGCAGUCCACACGGAAGGGAAUUACGGCGAGAGUGGAAUGGACGCUUUCAAAGAGCUGGCUGCCCAGGAGGGUCUCUGCAUCGCACACUCAGACAAAAUCUACAGCAAUGCAGGAGAGAAGAGCUUUGACAGGCUCCUGCGCAAGCUCCGGGAGCGGCUUCCCAAGGCCAGAGUUGUGGUCUGCUUCUGCGAGGGCAUGACGGUGCGGGGCCUCCUGAGUGCCAUGCGACGCCUGGGUGUGGUGGGCGAGUUCUCUCUCAUUGGAAGACUGUCUUUCUUCCUGUUUCAUGGCCAUGCUGACGAUUCCGAAGUCCACUCUCACCAGCAUCUGGAAUUAGCAGCCCAGGACACUUCAUUGGCUUUGGAGAAACAGCUUCCCUCUGUUAUGUACAUUAGUGUGUUUACUCCUUUCAAUGCAGAGCACUAUCUAGAUAUCUGUGGCUGCCCAUUGACCUACGUAGCAAUUGAUCUUAUUGCCCACAAGAAAAGCAAUGCUAAGGAAAUGGUGAAAAAACGAGAGAGACUAGAGAGGUGCUGUAAUGUUAGUGACAUUGAAGCCAGGAUCAGAAUGAAACUUUCGCAACGACGCCAUUUUGUCAGCCAUCGGUACCCUCAGCAAGCUUUGUCAUGUGACUUUUCUACUUUCUCCACAGUCAUCUUGUUGCAGACUCUGCAAAACCUGUCACUGUUGGUCUGA